Messenger RNA from Peniophora sp. CBMAI 1063, 408 nucleotides. Lineage: Eukaryota; Fungi; Basidiomycota; Agaricomycetes; Russulales; Peniophoraceae. The record is from the annotation of a GenBank genome assembly.
AUGGAGGACUAUCCGGGCCUAUUCCUCAACGUCGAUAGGAUAUUCAAUUCCGACUCUGGAUCAGAUGUCUCGGACGACAGCGACGAUCAUGAGCACUUUUACCCCAUAGACCCGCCCUGGGUGGUGCGUGCUUGGGACGACUUGAGCAUCAAGCCACUCCCGGACAACAUCAAGGUCAUAGUUGAAGACAUUUGCAAGGCUCUAUGGAGGAAGGGCAAGCUUCCUAUGCCAUCCUCCGUACAUGUGAAACACAGUCAAGUUUUUGAGGUGGAGAUUUCGGAGGAGGACCGGGUCCUGCUCCAGGCCGAUAUGUCUGGAACGGCGGCGAACACGCUAAACUCUUCAUCGGCUGCGAAGAACAGCGCACAUAAUCACACCAAUGGUGAACGGAAGCCACUCGGUGAAUGA